AUGGGGUACCGGAGCGCGGACUGCCGCUGCAUUUCCCUUCAUCCCAGGCCACAGGAGACCACCGGCGUCCCCGCGGGCAGCGCAAGCCUCGGCUCUGUCCUCCUUCUGCCACCGAAGCGACCACUCUGCUCCUGGGCGGGGGAGCAGAUCCCCCGAGCCGCAGGCGCCCCCAUCCAUGCCAGCGCGCCGAGUGUUGGGGGCCGGGGCGGGAGAGGAGACUGGGGACGGACACCGUCCAGGCAACCGCGCCGCCCCCGGGUAGCCCCGCGCCGCCGGCGAGACACGCUUGGCGCCCACCGCGAGCGGCCACCGUGCCCAGUCCCACCGCGCACCCUGCUGCGCCCCUCGCAGCCCCUGCCGCGGCUGCCCCCAGCCACUGCACCACUUCCAGUGCCGCUCCACGUCCAGCACCGCGCGCCUCUCCGGGUCCCUACACCGCGUGGCCCUCCACAUGCCUCUCCUGCGGCUGCCCCCACCUCAGGACCUUACAGGUGCCUCGACUCUCAUUACCGCGCACCCCUCCAGGACCCUGCCGGGCCCCGCUCUUCCUGCGCCCCUCACGCACCCCUCCAGGUUGCCGUGCUUCCACGCCCUACCCCUGUCCCUGCGGCGCUCCAACCCCACCUCUCUUCUCUCCACUCGCCCCCUGUGAUGGCGCACGCGCGUGGGUCGCUGGGCAGGGGGCACUUCUGGCUGCUGUGGGCUCCUAGCCGGCUGUUUUGGCCCCUUCCAUCUUUCCCUCCAGUCCAGCUGCGACCUGGUAAGGCGCCUUGGGCUUGGAGCGCAGGUACGAAGCUGCGGCUCUUCCCACCUCGGAUCCUGGUCCUUCAAGAUCGCAGGAGUCCUCGCCUUCCCAUUCUGGGCUGUUUUAGGGAGUUCCUGCUGGGCGAAUGGCUUUCCACUCGCGACCCCCGAGGACUUCAGAAGCAGCACCCUUUGCUCUCUGAAGCUCCUGCAAGGCCAGGCCCUUGUCAGACCGCUAGGAGGCACUCCUCGGAUUUUGCAGACAGCGCUCUCAUAAAAGUCAUGCUGAAAUAUAACAACUGACUAUGCCAGCAGAGGGUAAGGAUGCAAACUGGGAAUGCACUGUACAAACGCGCGGAAGUCAUCACCCUUCUCCUGGGACAGCUUCGAUCCUGAAACCAAGAGCUCAUACUGGAAACGAAAGUGGAGCCAAGACACUCUGAAGCUGGCAAGUCAAGUGGAGGAUGGCCCAAGUCCCUGGGCCCCUGCACCUGAGUGGGAAGACGCAGAGGAAGAUCCUGACUCCUGGCUUCGGAUUGGCACAGCUCCGGCCAUUGCAGAGUGAAUCAGCAGAUGGAAAACCUCUCUCUCUCCUCUCUCUGUGUAACUCUGACUUUCAAAUAAAUAAAUCUUAAAAAAAAUUAAUGACUGAAAACUCUCCACAUUUGAUAUAAAUAAUUAAACUAAACAUUCAAGCAGCCUAGCAUUCUACAAGUAUGAUACACACUGGGAGACAUGGUCACAAUGUUGAAAGCCAAAUACAAAGGGAUCUUGAUAACAGCAAGAGAAAAAUCAAGUACACUAAGAUUAACAUCUCAUCAGAAACAACAGGGUCCAGGGUGCAGUAGGGUGACAUGCUGAGUGCUGAGAAGAAAAAAACACAAAACAAAGAAAAACUUCUGCCAACUAAGAGAUCGAGCAAAAUCCACUUUCAAAAAUCACACAAAAUAAAGAUUUCUGAAGA
This is a messenger RNA of Oryctolagus cuniculus (rabbit), 1708 nucleotides long. The record is from RefSeq and is a predicted model, not a curated record. Lineage: Eukaryota; Metazoa; Chordata; Mammalia; Lagomorpha; Leporidae.